AUGAACAUGAGAGUCUCUUUCGACUUUCUCGUCAGUGGAUUCACGGUUGGCUGUUCAAUCUCACGGGAUAAUUUCUCGUUAUCUUCCUUCGAUGACUCCUUGCUUUCGACCCAGUCUCUCGCAGUCUCAGUUAUCACUAUAAUUACGUCGAUUUUGGUAUUUCGCUAUUGGCGAUCUCUUAAGUAUGCAGCAGUAUCCUACGAAAUUCCAAUACCAAAGCAAUGCAGCGAAGAAUGGACAGGUGAUAUCCUGGACAAUCCUUCUAUAAGGACCACUACAGAUAACAACAUCAAUUGCUACUGUCCCGCUAAUGGAAAGUUUCUGGGAGAGGUUACACCGGCAUCUCCAGAAGAUAUUGACAACGCGAUUGCAAAAUCCGCUGUAGCUCAGAAACAAUGGGCCAGAACAUCAUUUGAAGAACGGAAAAGAGUCCUCAGGACACUCCAAAAGUAUAUACUUUCAAACAGGGAUAUAAUCAUCAAAGCAGCGUGUCUUGAUUCAGGCAAGACGCGUAUCGAUGCAUCCUUGGGUGAGAUCUUGGUUUUAGUUGAGAAAAUCAAGUGGAUAUUAGGUUACGGAGAGAGCGCAUUGAAACCCGAGAGAAGGUCCGUUUCAUGGCCACUGAUGUGCUAUAAGAAGGCAGAAGUACGUUAUGAGCCUUUGGGAGUUGUCUGUGCUUGCGUUUCCUGGAAUUAUCCGUUCCAUAACUUGCUUUGUCCUAUUGUCAGUUCUAUUUUUGCUGGUAAUGGAAUAAUUGUCAAAGGAAGUGAAAAUACAGCAUGGAGUUCCCAUUAUUUUAUCUCAAUUGUAAAGGGUGCGCUUGAAGCUUGCGGACACAAUUCAGAUCUGGUAGAGUCUAUUACAUGUUGGCCUGACGUGGCUCCGCAUCUCACAUCUCACUCUGGAAUAUCCCAUAUAACAUUUAUCGGAUCACGCCCGGUGGCUCACCACGUGGCUGCCUCGGCCUCGAAAUCAUUAAUACCUCUCUGCAUUGAACUUGGCGGAAAGGAUGCGGCUAUUAUCCUUGACGAUAUUCCGAAUGUGAAUAUUCUCUCUUCAAUCCUCAUGCGUGGUGUAUUCCAGAGUGCUUCUCAGAACUGUGUGGGUAUCGAGCGGGUGAUCGCACUCCCAAAGGUCUAUCCUCGGCUUGUUAAUAUCUUAGAAGAGAGAAUAAAGCUUCUCCGGCCCGGAUCGAUCUUAGACGGCGAUGAAGUGGAUUGCGGUGCAAUGAUAUCAUCGGCCGGCUUUGAUAAACUUGAAGAAUGGAUACACGACGCUGUUCAAAAGGGUGCAAAGUGUCUUGUAGGAGGGAAACGAUACUUGCAUCCCAAACACCCUAAAGGACAUUACUUUUCACCUACACUUCUCAUCGACGUAACUCCUGACAUGUUGAUUGCACAAAAUGAGACAUUUGCCCCAGUUUUCGUGCUAAUGAAGGCUGGUGAUGUUCAUGAUGCCAUAGAUAUCGCGAAUGGGACGGAAUUUGGUCUUGGCGGGUCUGUCUUUGGAAGAAACAAGAGGGAUCUCCAAAAGGUUGUACAAGAAAUGAAAAGCGGAAUGGUAUCAGUAAACGAUUUUGGAGUUUAUUAUCUUAACCAGUCACUCCCAUUCGGCGGAGUUAAAGGCUCUGGUUAUGGACGAUUUGCCGGCGAGGAAGGUUUACGGGCGGUUUGUAAUCUGAAGGCAGUUUGCGAGGACAUAUUCCCUGGUUUGUUGAGUACUGCGAUUCCACCGGUGGUGGAUUAUCCUAUUAGAAAUGGAGAUAGAGGUUUGAACUUCACUACAGGCUUGAUCGAGUUAGCUUAUGGAGAGACCUGGAAAAGGACAUUCGGUGGGCUCUGGAAACUGGGUGGAAUUUUGAGUUCUCAGCCUUCAACUAUUUCUAUAAUGAUAUAUGUGAUGCUAGAUUUCAGGGAUUUUAAGUGA
Messenger RNA from Morchella importuna, 1926 nucleotides. RefSeq lists its product as uncharacterized. The record is from RefSeq and is a predicted model, not a curated record. Lineage: Eukaryota; Fungi; Ascomycota; Pezizomycetes; Pezizales; Morchellaceae. The transcript is spliced from 10 exons. Gene Ontology annotation, molecular function: aldehyde dehydrogenase (NAD+) activity. Bases 1 to 1926 code for a protein of 641 amino acids.